AUUUAGUAAGACCUUCAAACCUAGCCCCAAAUUUAACAAAGCAGCCACCAUCGGUCUGGGAUGGCUAACGACCAGCGACAGCGGACGGCCAACAACCAGCGAACGUGGACGACCAACCACUAGCAACGGCCGGCGACCAGACAGACCCGACAUACUGCAUACGCACCCGUCGACCACAGACGAACCCUGCUACAAGCGACCAGAGGGAAAAGACGGACCCAAUGACUAGAGGCGGACCCAUCGACCAGAUUUGGACUAGCAAUCAGACGUGACUGUGGGUAAAGUUGACGGGCUCUGGGGUGCGUUUUAUUCAGUCAGCCCAUUGAAUUUCAUUCUCAUCCUCCAUGUCACUCACAAAUCUCUUUGUUACGCUUUUGCCAGCGUCUUUGAUCUUUCGCAGGACUUCUACAUUUGGAAUCGAGUCAAGGUUAGAUAUUGUGACGGGUCAUCCUUUACUAGUGAUGUUGAAUCUGACAAUUGAGAUGCUUUCUCAACUAGAGCAACAAGUUGACAUUGAGUUGAAUCGAAAUCAGAAUUCAAAGGAUGUGCCUGCUCCAAACCUUAAUGCAAUGGAUUUCCCUGCUCUUUCAGUGGCAGAUAAUGAAAACAGACUACCGGAUUACUCCAGAUAUGAUCUUCAACAGGAAUUGAGUCUCUAUAGUCUAUCUGGAAAAGGAAGUACCCUUACAUUCAAGUCUGGAUCUUCUGUCCCAGACAUAUGUUCUCUUGAUUUUGCAUCUGCUGUAAAAAAGGCGACUUCUCAAAACUCUAGCAUCUGGAAGUUUGAUAAAAAUGGAUCAAUUGAUGAAAGAGUUAGAUCGAGUAGAAGUUCUAAUAUGCUGACCAACCCUUACAAUGGUAGCCAAAAUAGGGGCUCAGAUUCAAAAGGCUAGAGAGAGUAUUAGAGAAGAGGGGGAGAACUGAGAAGAGAAAAUGUCUCAGGGACAGGCGGAGGCAGAGAAGAAGCCAAACUCAACCCCGAACGCAGGCGGGGAACCUGGGGUUCACAUUAACCUCAAAGUCAAAGGACAUGAUGGUAAUGAAGUCUUCUUCAGGAUUAAAAGGAGCACUCAACUAAAGAAGCUAAUGAAUGCAUACUGUGACCGACAGUCUAUUGAAUUUACUUCAAUAGCUUUCCUAUUUGAUGGACGACGUCUUCGAGCGGAGCAGACUCCAAAUGAACUAGAGAUGGGAGAUGGUGAUGAAAUAGAUGCAAUGCUUCAUCAAACCGGGGGAACUUAUAAUCAAUAUUUUUCUUCUAGCUGAAGAUAACUCUGUAUCACUGUGUGGGUGAAGUUUAGCUUAUUAUUGUUAUGCUUAGUGAAAUGCCUAGGAGUGGGUUGCUAUUUCAUUAAACGGGAUAUGAUUUGCUCAAGUGGUCUGAGCUCUUUUGCCUUAAGCUUAUGCCAAAUUUCUUUUGAAAGUAGUAGGAUCAACGUUUUGUUUUAUCAUCUACUACAAGAAUCUUAUAAGGUGCAGGAUCUUUUGAAGUCCUCUUGUAAAAAAAAAGAUGCAAAGCCGAGGAUCAAAUCGUGCAGCUCCUGUCUAGCUUGAAACUGGAGAAACAGUUGGAAAUAUGUAUUCUGAGAUGUGGGAAGAAGCUCGUGACUAUGCACGUGCUAAGAGUGCCAAGCCUCAUUAACACAACCUUGAAUUAUAUUCUAAACUUCCAGACUUCUACAUUUGGAAUCGAGUCAAGGUUAGAUAUUGUGACGGGUCAUCCUUUACUAGUGAUGUUGAAGCAGUGGAUCUGGUAUGCAUAGUAGUUUUUGGAGAUCAUUUUCUUUGCAGGUUUUUAAAGCCCUGGUUAGGUAUGUCUUUAUGUGGAUCUGGUAUGCCAAGAUGAACCAUCAUAACAAGACUCUUCUACUUCUUAUCGUAAAGAUAUGUCUAUCUUCUUGCUCUUGCCAUAAUAGGUCACAUACCAUGUUCUGUUGGGUCUGUUAAUUAGUAGUUUUUCAAACAUUUUUUGUAUCUGUCCAUUUGUUUUUAAUAUUGAAGGGAUUGCUUGAAUGAAAUGGUUCACCUCUAAUUUUAGUAUUUUAAGGGGGCUUACACCAGCACCUUUCUAACUAUAAGGUUAAAGACAAAUAAAGUGCAUAAAAUGAGGUGGGUCAGCAUAUUUUCUGCCAUCUGCUAAGACUUUGAGAAUUCCCAGCGAGGGUCCUUCCAAUGCUUGUAGCUUCACUAUGAAAAUUCCCCUUUUCAUCUGGAAGAUCAGGUUUACUUUUCAUCCUUUCUCUAAAUUCUCUUCUAUAUCUAAUAAUCUCUCUCUUUAACAGCAACAUAGAUUCUAGGUUAAGUGGAUGUUUGGCAUUAAGACUAAAUUCAGCUCUUUUUGUCUUCUUCAAAUUUCAGCUAUUUAUAAAUGUAAAAGUAGUUUUGUUUGGAUAUAAGGCUUAUUUGGGGUUGAUAAAAAUUUUCAAAAGUGAAUAAAUAAUGUUUAUAGUUUUUAUUCCCGUGACUCAAUAUUGUCAUUCAAUAAAAAAGAUUAAAAGGCAAUGUCGUUUUAGAUUUUGAAAACCAGGCUUUUGAAGACUCAGUCUAUAUGUGGAUAAAAACAUUAUUUUUAAAGAUAAAUAAAAGAUUCCACAAUUAUUAAAUAUCGUACACAGGUCCGAAAAAUGAUUUACUCAUGCUUUUGGUGUAUUUUGUAGGGUUGUGAUUGUUUUUGAGCUUGUAGAAUCUACUGGUGUGACCCACAGGCCAACAUGCUGGUGCAACUGCUAUAUGCAAUGGUGCAGUCCCUCCAUGUCGUUAUUAGAACAUGCUGGAGGACCUCAAGUUUAUUUCCAGCUUCUUUCAAGCUUAUUGUGUGUAAUUGUAUUAUAGGCUGCAUUGUGCAAUUGUGUUAUUACUUCUGAAUACGAGUGAUAUUUUACUCAUAUACUUUAUCAAUGAAAAUGUUAUCUUUUUACUUGAUAAA
Molecule: messenger RNA, 2926 nt
Organism: Cuscuta europaea
Lineage: Eukaryota; Viridiplantae; Streptophyta; Magnoliopsida; Solanales; Convolvulaceae
Source: the annotation of a GenBank genome assembly